AUGCCGUUACAACCCAUGGCGCCAGUACUUGCCGUGUUAGUCUUGGUGGCAGCGAUUGCAGGUUUCUUGCGUGGGAGCAUUCAAACACUCGGUCGGAUUUCAUGGCUGGCCUGGGUUGGUCUUACCUCCAUAGUCACAGCAAGGAAUUCUUCCCAUUCCCCACUCUACAUAUUUUCUGAUCUAACGAGCUCUUCGGUCUUGACUGUGACGAUCGCCGUCGGCGUGCACAGUCUACCUGCCGAUGCUCCCCAAGUGGGUCCUUGGUCUUCAGACUACAAGCUGUUCAAGGGCUCGAACUUCACCGAUGCCAUAUCUGCGGUCUCCUCCCUGGUGUUUGCGUACGCCGGAACUCCUGGGUUCUUUGCCAUUGUGUCUGAGGUGCGCGCGCAGAAACACUACACCCGUUCGCUGUUGAUCUGCCAGAGUGGCGUCACAGCAACGUACAUUACCAUGGGGGUGGUGGUCUACUACUACUGCGGAUCUUGUGUCGCUUCUCCAGCCCUGGGCUCCGCUGGUGUGGUCAUGAAGAAGGCCUGCUAUGGCCUCGCCCUUCCAGGAUUGUUGGUCUCCACGACGCUUUUCAUCCAUGUAAGUAUCUCCGCUCAGAACGACUAUUCAGCCCUAGCUCAGGAUUUCCAGCUGGCCGCAAAGUACAUCUUCGUCCGCAUCCUCAGACUCUCCCGACAUCUCUCAUCCAACACCAUGGCCCACUGGGUUGGCUGGAUCAGCUGCACAUUCGGCGUCAGUGUGAUUUCCUACAUCAUCGCCAGUGCCAUCCCGGUGUUUGGCGGUCUUGUAUCGUUGAUCGGCGCCCUCCUCGGAACGCUGAUGUCGUUCCAACCGAUCACUUUCAUGUGGCUCUUCGAUAAUCGGAGUCUGCCCAAGACCAAGUGCGGGCGCUGGUGGACGUUUAUGGUUGGUUGGGGCAUCUUUGCCAUCGUUCCCGGUACUUUCCUCAUGAUUUGCAGCACCUACGGAUCUAUCGUUGGCAUUAUAGAUUUGUACAAAGCAUCCGGUGGAUCGGCCGCGUUCUCAUGCGCUGACAACUCCAACUCGGUGCACUUAUAG
Cladophialophora psammophila CBS 110553 is the source of this 1068-nucleotide messenger RNA. RefSeq lists its product as uncharacterized. NCBI's taxonomy places the organism in Eukaryota, Fungi, Ascomycota, Eurotiomycetes, Chaetothyriales, Herpotrichiellaceae. Bases 1 to 1068 code for a protein of 355 amino acids. The transcript has a single exon. The record is from RefSeq and is a predicted model, not a curated record.